Penicillium oxalicum is the source of this 639-nucleotide messenger RNA. Its product is annotated as carbonic anhydrase. Lineage: Eukaryota; Fungi; Ascomycota; Eurotiomycetes; Eurotiales; Aspergillaceae. The transcript has 2 exons. The record is from RefSeq and is a predicted model, not a curated record. The coding region runs from base 1 to 639 and encodes 212 amino acids. Gene Ontology annotation, cellular component: cytoplasm. Gene Ontology annotation, biological process: cellular response to carbon dioxide; cellular response to oxidative stress; carbon utilization. Gene Ontology annotation, molecular function: zinc ion binding; carbonate dehydratase activity.
AUGUUUGAAGACAAGUACGUCGCUGGUCUACGCAAGAACAAGGACUGGGCCGCCCAGACCGCGCGAGAGCACCCGGAUCUUUUCCCUACCCUCGCCAACGGACAGCAACCCCAGAUUCUGUGGCUCGGCUGCUCUGACUCCCGAUGUGCCGAAACCUCAAUGCUCGGUCUGUUGCCCGGUGACGUUUUCGUCCACCGGAACAUUGCCAACAUCUUGCAUCCGGGAGACCUGAGCUCGGGCGCUGUCAUUGAGUUUGCCGUCAAGUUCUUGAAGGUGAAACACGUCGUGGUCUGCGGUCACACCUCUUGCGGCGGUGUCGCUGCCGCCAUGGGGAGCAAGCAGCUGGGUAUUUUGGAUCCCUGGCUGUUGCCUCUGCGCCAGGUGCGCGAGCGCAACUUGGCCACGUUGGAGAAGCUGUCCGCCGAUGAAGCGGCUGAGAAACUGGUGGAGCUCAAUGUCCGGGAAAGUUUGAACGUUUUGACCCAGAAGAGCGUUGUGCUCGAAGCAAUCCAGGAGCGUGGUCUUCAGGUCCACGGUCUGAUCUACGAGGUUGGAUCCGGUGUUCUUCGCGAGCUGGAUACCACCGACUCGGAUGAGGUGAUCAAGAAACGAUUAGUGGCCUUCAAGCUUCAAGAAUGA